AGUAUAGUUGAAUGGCCCAGAUUCCUAUAAAUUCAUCUUAAUUUCCCCAGAAACCCUAACCCUAGCAUUCUAACCUUCACACCGGCAUCUCAGAAAUCAGCCAUGGGUAAGGUUCACGGAUCACUUGCUCGUGCUGGUAAGGUUAGAGGGCAAACUCCCAAGGUUGCUAAGCAGGAUAAGAAAAAGAAACCAAGAGGACGUGCACACAAGCGUAUGCAAUACAAUCGCAGAUUCGUCACUGCCGUUGUUGGCUUUGGAAAGAAAAGAGGACCAAACUCUUCUGAGAAGUAGAUGAGGACAUCAGUUAAUUUAGCCGGAGAAGUUAUCUGGUUCAAGAGUUUUCACCUUUGUUUUGUUUGUAAAUUUUGAUUCUCAAACCUCAUAAUGGGAGAAGACUAGUUUACUACUGGUAUUUGUAGAAUGGAUGAGUAAUUUUGUUUUGCAAGUAUCAAUUGAAUUUUA
This is a messenger RNA of Solanum dulcamara, 462 nucleotides long. Its product is annotated as 40S ribosomal protein S30. Gene Ontology annotation, cellular component: ribosome; cytosolic small ribosomal subunit. The coding region runs from base 103 to 291 and encodes 62 amino acids. Gene Ontology annotation, molecular function: structural constituent of ribosome. The record is from RefSeq and is a predicted model, not a curated record. Lineage: Eukaryota; Viridiplantae; Streptophyta; Magnoliopsida; Solanales; Solanaceae. The transcript has 3 exons. Gene Ontology annotation, biological process: translation.